AUGAGCGGAAUUCACCGUUUCCUCACUAGGCGUGAGCGGCAUAGCAGAUAUAGCAAGCAUAUUAAAGAAGAGACCUCAAAUAUCCUCAGUCGCCCUCUUUUUCGUGGGGUUUUCUCUUCUGAUGAUCCCCAGGAGACUGAUAAUGAUGAUCACAAAAAGAUCAAACUACUCGAGCGUCGCGUUGAACAACUUGGGAUUUCGGGCCUUACCCCGGAACAUAUCAGCUAUGCUCUGCGGUCUCCCCACGCACAUGGAGAUCUAGAUAGAGCAUUUGAUCUGCUUCUUCUUCUCCAAGACUCAAUUGAAGGUAUAAUCAGGGGAUAUACCCCGAAGACCAAACUUCUUGGAGCAGAAAAUCGCUCAGGAGUGACCUGCUAUCUCGAUGCUUUGCUUUUUGCGAUGUUUGCUCGACUUGACUGCUUCGAGGCCAUUUUAUACAAAUCCUUCAGCGAUGAGCCUCGUCGCAAACUUGCAGUCCUGCUCAGGCUUUGGGUUAACAUGCUACGAUCAGGAAAGCUCAUCACGGCUGACCUGACAACACAUUUACAAGACGCACUUGCUCAAUGUGGCUGGGAGGAUGCAGCCCAACUUCGUCAGCAAGAUGCCUCAGAGGCAUUCACAUUCAUUACAGGAACACUGGAGCUGCCUCUUCUGACUCUGAAGAUGGACAUUUAUCACACGGGGAAGGAAGAUGAGGCUAGUGAUCACAAGUUUGUCAACGAGAGGUUGUUGGAAGUCGCUAUACCUGAGCCAGUCGAAGGGAAGACUAUAACCCUGGAGGAUUGCUUGGAGUCGUAUUUCAAUAACAGGAUCGAAGUGAAAAGGCAUCUCGAGCGUCGCAAUACUGUGGGCUCCAUGAAAUCAUUCGACUCCACGUCCAAAGGGUUUACAGCGCACGUCGAGGCAAUUGAGCUCAGCCCAACUACUACUUCGCCAACGCCGUCCUCGCCGCGAUUUGGAGAAAUUAAUACCCUGUCAUCAUUUACUGAGUUCAGCGAAUCGGCUUCACCCUCCACGGAGGUACCCCGGCGAAACAGCAUUGUUCAAGAACGGUUUAUCCCUGACUCGAAACACGAUACAAAUGGAGACGGUGGACUUACUCCUACUCCGCAAUCACGGAAAGGUUCUUACCGGAAAGAGGUUAUGAUGCCCGCAUGGCAGUUCUUCAGUUUGAUACCAUGGUACACAGAUAAUUCGCCCACCAAUGACGCUCAAGUUGCAGCACACUUUUCUUCGAGAAGACCUAUUCUUGGGAUGUGUUUGAAACGAUACUCUGUUUUGCCCAACGGAAAAGCAGUCAGGCUCAGUACAUACGUUGAUAUUCCGACGGAAAUUGGAUUGCCUCACUUUAUCCAAGAUGACAGCAUGGACGCGGAUGGGCCAAUAUACGGAAAUUUCAAACUGUCCCUACAAGCGCUGGUCUGCCAUCGAGGAAAUUCUGUAGAAUCGGGUCAUUAUAUCGCGAUUGUUAGGGGUACAAGCGCCGGUGCCUCUCCGGAUGGUUCCAACAGCAAUGAUCAGGACACUUCUGAUUCCUCAAGAUACUGGAUGCGCUUCGAUGACUUGGCAGCGGAGCGUGUCACUUUGGUUGAUAUCGAGCAGGCCCUAAAGCAUGAGUCGCCAUAUCUCUUGUUUUAUCAGAUAUUGCCUGUUCACGAGGAUGCUGCGGAAGCCAAUUUACAAAACAAACCUCCUUCUUCUGACCUGUCGGAGGAUCUUGAGGACUUGGAUGCAGCAGGAAUUACGCGAAAGCUACUCGGGCUCUCGGUAGGCAGUUCUGAUGAUCGCAAUGAGGAGAGCGUGUCUGGUCGGCCGAGUUUUGAAAUCACUGGCCCGGAUAAUGAAGAGCUCGAAACGCCUGGGCGGAAUGAGAGAAAGCAAAGUGUGGCAUUCUCCGAGUCUGUUGAUCCCCCAGGAAGCACUGGAAGCCUUCAAGUCGUCUCGUCGAGCUCACCCAAACUUGUCGCCAAGGACGAUGAUGGAAAGGGUGCUCUUUUUAACUCAAGUCGCGGAUCCAGGGCAAACAGAAGCAACCCUGGGAGUCGUACUGGGAGCCGUGCAGGCAGCCAAACAAGCGAGAGCAGGAUCAGCGCAACCUUUUCGCGAUUCACGGGAAGACGCAGCAGAGACAAACCCUCAAGUGAUGGCCAUUACACAGAAAACGAAGGGGAAGGCGACGACCUUGCCGCAGACAACGAGUUGAGAUCUCAGAGCGGAGAAAGAUCCAUGCCAGCCAGCGACGAGGGCAAAGAAAAAUCUUCCAGAGGACGGACCAAAGACCGUGACAAGGGCAAAGGAAAGUCGAAGGAAAAGUCCCGCGAGAAGACGGCAAAAAGAUUGGAGCGGGAGUGUGUUGUUAUGUGA
Molecule: messenger RNA, 2364 nt
Organism: Aspergillus wentii DTO 134E9
Lineage: Eukaryota; Fungi; Ascomycota; Eurotiomycetes; Eurotiales; Aspergillaceae
Product: ubiquitin C-terminal hydrolase family protein
Exons: 5
Coding region: 1-2364 (787 amino acids)
Biological process (GO): protein deubiquitination
Cellular component (GO): cytosol; nucleus
Molecular function (GO): cysteine-type deubiquitinase activity; cysteine-type endopeptidase activity
Source: RefSeq, a predicted model, not a curated record